UUCUCUCUCUGCUUCUCCUUUCCCUUUUUCCUUUUUUCUCUUCAUUUCCUUCUCGUUCAUGACAGUCAGUCUUUCACUUCCUCUCCUUUCCCAUUCUUCUUCUUCUUCUUCUUCUUCUGGUUCGUGGAAGGGAGUGGAAAUGGACAUAGAGGUAGAGGAAAGGACAAGGCCACUGUUUUGAUUUAUCUUGUUGACUUUUAGGCAUCAUCAACUUUGGUGGGUUUUAGGUCUUUUUUCUUUGUUUUUGACUUUUUGAGAGGUUGAUGCUUUUUCCUUACUCCUGCUCCAGACCAAAUUCAAGAACUGUUUCAGCUGCCAAUUUGGCUUUUCCUUUUCAGGUCUUGUGUUGUCAGAUCGUUGAGAUCCGCAGUUAAUUAUCCACUUCGCCCUGUAGUCCAACACCAAAUUGUAGGAGAUCAUGGAAAAGAGAUCACCCAGAAGUCCUGCAAUCUUGCCUAAAAGUCCCUUGAUAUAUGAAAAAUACAAAACAGGAUGUGCAUGGAGCCUACUUGGCUUCUUUGAUUUUCGCCAAGGUCAUUCCAGCAAGAAGCUGGUUUCUGAUAAAAGAUGUGUGAACAGACAUCCUGUAGGUAAUGAUUAUACAAAAAAUAAGGUUAAUUCACUUGGUGAAUUUGAUGAGAAGUGUCAACAAAGUGAUGAUAUAGUUGACAGCACGAAUGCGAGGGCUAAUUCAGCUGUAGCAAAAGGCAAUUCAAUCAUGAAAGAAGAGAUGUCCUGUAAGCUGCAGAAAAAGAAGAAAGUUCCUGCUGCUAAAUUGCAGCAUGUACAAUCUGACUCUGAAUUUGUCGAUGAAUUAUCAAAGAAACAUAGAAGGAAAAGCCGGAAAUUUAAGAAACCAAGAAAGAAUUUGGCUACCAGAUCUUCGAAUAAGCUCAACACAACAACAGCUGAAGCAUUCUGUAAUCAGCGGCAUCUUAAAAGUGGAAGAGAUGACAGUUGCAAGAGUGUAUGCUGCACAAUGAAUGAUCCACAUAUUGAAAUGAAUCUCCAAGUUCAUAUGGAUGAAGCAACUGAAGCAUUUAUCAAUCAAAAGUUCGUUGAUGGUAAACACGGCCUCAGGGAUGGGGCAAGCGAUCAGUCCAAGCACUUCUUGGAUGCAUUAGAGAUUUUGAAUUCCAAUAAGGAAUUAUUCAUUAAACUUCUACAAGACCCUAAUUCUUUAUUAGUAAAACAUAUCCAGGAUUUACGGUAUUCCCAGGCGACAAGUCUCCAGAAUGAGUCUUCCUUUGGAGCAAACUUAGAGAACCAGAUGAGUAAUAGAGCUAGAGAAUUGUCUGAAGAGGCUGUCUUGUCUCAAACAUACAACUCCUAUGAUGAAUACCUGUCCAGAGGAAGCGAUGGCUUUCAGCAUCCAGACACAAUUGUUUUAAUGAAGCCUCGGUCAGCGAUGCAAGAUGAUGUAGAUAGAAUCAGUUAUUCCUCCUCUCAGCAGUCCAAAGGGAAGAGUGGUAAACCUGCAACUUUUUCUUUAAAAAACAUGAAGAAUAAGUUGAAACAUGCAAUAGGGAUAAACCAUGAGGAGUUCUACAACACGUCAACUAAUGCUACAAGGCAUAAAUCUUUCUAUGACUUUCAUUCUCAGAGCUGCAAAGAUCGUACAGGAAUAGGAAGGGAGACUGUUUCAACAAAUUCAUCGAACAGAACGUAUCUUGACGCUAGAGUUAUGGCUAAAUCUUCAGACGAUAUCAAGAAGAGAGGGAAGAUGAGUGGUGCAAAAAAUCUUGAAUCAGGCAUUAGACAGGCGCCAGCUUCAGCCAGGUUAAGUGCUCAGAAUUUCUCGAACUCAUCAAUUUUUAGGCAUCCCAAGGAAAUUGAAUCGAAGUUCUACCUUGAGUCUCAAAGACACCUCUCCAAGAAAGCAGAUAUUGCGAGUCACAGGAGUGAUAUUUUUUCAAGACAGCUAACAGAAACCAUGCAAAGGACAACAGUAUUUCCUGAAUAUGAUUUCUUGCCACCACUUACUCCUGGAAUGGACAGGGUGCAUACCUUUCUUAAUGCAGAAAUGAGAUUUUCCCCUUACAAUUAUUAUCCAAAAGUUAACUGGAAGAAUUAUAGGCUUAGGAAAGAGAAGCUAAAUGGAUGUAUAAAUCUUCUGAAGGAAAAUUUUGAUGCUCAAACUGAUAACACAAAACUUGAUUACUUAUCAAAAACACUUGAUGAAGAGCCUGGUAUAUCAGAGAAUCAUUUCCCUGAUACAGAAAUGCAGGAGAAAAUAUGUUUUCUUGGUGAUGAUUCGACUCCCAGAGGUCCUGUAAAGAUUAUGGAGACAAAUAAUACUGUGAAUGGAGAAGUCAAUCCUUUGGAAGUUCCUUGUGAGCCACACUGCUCACCUGACACCAAUAACGAUCAAAAUAUGCAAGGAGCCACCAUAUAUAGCAAGGAAAAUGGAGGUUUUGAAUCCCCAAACAUGGACUCACCCUUAGAGAGUUGUACAUCUCCAUCUACUAUUGAUACUUUUUCAUCUAGCCCUGUAAGAACUCCAAGAGUAGACAACUCUCCGGGCGUGAAAGAUGGAUCAGAACUACCGAGUCCGUUCUCUGUUCUUGAGCGUAUUUACAUGGAAGAUAUUGCUAACCCUAAAAACAUCUUAGCUCAAACUGCUAAGCAGCCAAUCCAUCCAGAUCAGAUUAAUGUUGACAAACAUAAUUCUACUGCUUUUGUAACCUUGCCAAUGCACCUAAAAGUUAGAACUGGAUCUGCUUCUGAGUACAUCAAAUCGGUGUUGCAAGUUUCUAGCUUGAAUUGGGAUGAAUUUAUAAUAAAAUACCAUUCUUCAGGCCAACUACUUGACCCAUCCUUAUUUAAUGAUCUGGAGGUGUGUCCUGGUCAAUCUUGUUUCGAUCAUAAGCUCCUCUUCGAUUAUAUCAAUGAAGUCCUUCUCGAGGUGUAUCAGCGUAAUCUUACAUACCCUCUCUGUAUAUCAUUGGUCAAGCGAAAACUCCUCCCAGUUAUACUGAUGAAUGAUGUGGUUCAUGAUGCAAUGAAAUGUGUCAAUUGGUUUCUCCUCUCAAAGCUGCCACCACAAACAUUAGAGCAACUUGUUGGAAAUGACUUGACAAAAUCUGCAACAUGGAUGGAUGUCCACAUCAACGUUGACGAUGUUCUUGCUGACCUAGUAGAUGGUGUUUUAGAAGAAUUGAUAAUGGAAAGUGCAAUCGAGCUAUAAAGUUUAAGCAAUAUAAUUUUCCAUGAUAUUUUGAUCCGAAUUGCACCACGUGAGCAAGGCUGCUUUAAUGGGGUAACUCGAAAGAUCUUGAAAUCCUGUCCACAGCCAGCUUCAUUGAAAUAUGAUGCCAUUCACUCUCGGAGGUAAUUAUAAACUUAAAAGAAACUAGUUUAUGAUCGGACAGGACAGAACAGGACUGGGAAAGCUUUUGAUCCAUCGAUAGGAAUUCAUUUGGCGCCAUUGUUGAAUCUAAUACAUGGCUACUGUAUAGUUACAGAGCUGAACCUUGAAGACCCAAAUUACAGUCUGGUAAGAGGAAUGAAUAUUUUACCAUUUUUGAGCAUUUCCAGAAUAAUUCUUGUAGAGUAAAUUGUGUAUUGACUUGCCUUUAUAGUUUAUACACCUAAUUUUGUAACUCAAGAUUCUAAUUCUCUAUUUUGCUCUCCUAUGAUGAUACUGCAAAAUUCCCAUAGGAGAAAAUGAUGAAACAAUUCAAUUUCAUUAAGGGGAUACUUAUAAAUGAGCAGGACACUUACAAAAAAAAUUGUAUGAUGAAUUAUAAACUGUAGAUAUUUGAACUUAAAGAGAAAAUUAUGGUAAGUUCUUUAGAUGUAACAAUCAGAAAAUAAUAAUAAUAAUAAAAUAAAAUAAAAAAUAAAGAAACCCUAAGUGGUAGAAGGGAGGGGCAGGAAAGAAAAGAAGAGGAAGAAGAAGAACAAGAAGAAGAAGAAGAAGAAGAAGAAGAAGAAGAAAGAGAAGAAGGCAUGACAAGCAGCUGAUCCGCGCGACGCGGAGAAUCGGCGACCGAAGGAGACUCGCGCUCGAUCAUCGCGCAAUAGCUGGGAAGAAGGAAUCGCACUGCAACGGCAGUGGGGGAUCUGCUCUUGGUGUGCGGCGCGAUGAUGGGAGGACAUACCUUCACCCGGGAAUGCAAAUUCACUAUUGGCACGCGAUGCGAUGAUGGAGAAGGAAACCAGAAGGUGCUGCGUGCGGCGGCGCAUGAGGAUUUCGGUAUAUUUUCAAAUCAAAUUUCAAGAGUGAGUCGGGUUAGUUUUUAUUUGGAGAUCUCAUAAUUCUUCUUAAAAUAGUUGGUUGAAUUAAAAUAAUUAUUGAAAUUUAAAAAUUGAUUUUCGGAUGUUAUUUUAAUAAACAGUUUCAUAAACCAUUAUAUGUAUAUUGAAAUGAUUCUAUAAAUAUGUGCAGGCAAA
Molecule: messenger RNA, 4395 nt
Organism: Carica papaya (papaya)
Lineage: Eukaryota; Viridiplantae; Streptophyta; Magnoliopsida; Brassicales; Caricaceae
Source: RefSeq, a predicted model, not a curated record